Messenger RNA from Paramecium sonneborni, 690 nucleotides. The record is from the annotation of a GenBank genome assembly. NCBI's taxonomy places the organism in Eukaryota, Ciliophora, Oligohymenophorea, Peniculida, Parameciidae.
AUGAAAAGAAAAUUAUUAAAUGAAAAUUACUAAAUAAAAAAGAAUAAGAGUUAUUCAAUAUAGAGAUCAAUUUAGAAAGAAAUUUCAUUAGAUAGAAAUUAAAGUAUAUCAUUUAAAAAAGGGAAUUCAGAUUAAUCAGGCUCAAUGUAAAUUGUUGAAAUGUGGUCUAAAAAAAUGAAAAAGCAAUGUGAUAUUUAUUUAGAGAAUCUAAAAUAGUAAUAAGAAAAAGAAAUGUAAAUAAUUCUUUAUUAUGUUCUUUAAUAGCAAGAAAUUCAAUAAUGUUCCACCAAUUAUGUUAAAAAACAUUGACUUGAUGAAACGAAGUGAUAAAACUACUCUUCCAAGAUCAAGAAUAGCAUCAUUUAAUUAACAAGAUUUUAAUUUAAAAUCUAAUAUGUAAAUCAUACAGUAGAAUGAUGAACAUAUUGGGAAUUCAUUUUUUAGUAUAACAAAUUCGGGUAGAUCUAUCGGUCAUCUUUAAAGGCAUAAAUUAUCACCAAUUAAGGAAGUUUAGAAUUAUAUUCACCAAUGUGAUACUCUUCUUUAAGAUGUUUAAAAUAUUAGUAAGUAAAUGAUACAAAUUACAAUAGGGAGUUUUAUUAACCAAAACCAGAUAGGUUUAAUUUAUAUGUUUAAAAAAGACAAAGAGAGAAACUCAAAGAAAUGUUUUUAUUAAGAAGAUAAUAGUGA